AUGCCCCUCAUGACAGUCGCCAUAACAUGUCACGAUCCGAUGCCCGACAGAAUCGCGGGUCCCUUCAUGCGAGCGUUUCUCCCGGCUCUACGGCAAUGGGGCGCGCCGCUGCACGAUGUCGGACUGGACUGGCGCAAGACCCCGGAUGGCCAGGUUUUCUCAGUCUACAUGGACCGCGCCAACGCUGAAACGUGUAUAGCCGUCGGGAACAACUUUAUGAACUGGCUCCAGGGCACGCCCUUCGCGCACUACAAGGAAUGGUCAUGGACGUACUUUCCCACCGAGCAGGCCGCCACGAGACUCAUGACCUUCACUUGGCAUUAG
Molecule: messenger RNA, 324 nt
Organism: Trichosporon asahii var. asahii CBS 2479
Lineage: Eukaryota; Fungi; Basidiomycota; Tremellomycetes; Trichosporonales; Trichosporonaceae
Exons: 1
Coding region: 1-324 (107 amino acids)
Source: RefSeq, a predicted model, not a curated record